Molecule: messenger RNA, 1733 nt
Organism: Bactrocera tryoni
Lineage: Eukaryota; Metazoa; Arthropoda; Insecta; Diptera; Tephritidae
Gene: Hakai
Product: E3 ubiquitin-protein ligase Hakai
Exons: 4
Coding region: 107-1423 (438 amino acids)
Biological process (GO): regulation of cell adhesion; protein ubiquitination
Molecular function (GO): ubiquitin protein ligase activity
Source: RefSeq, a predicted model, not a curated record
UAAAAAACCUCUAAAAAACGUAGCACAGAAAAGACGUGCAUUUUUACAAGCGGCUGUAAAGAAAUUAUAAAAUUUAGUAAUUUUUAAAGACUGCAAUAUUUAUACAAUGGGCGGUGCACGAGCUCGUGGACGUGGACGCGGUCGAGGACGUGGUAGAGGCAAGAAGAAGGAGACACUUGAUGGCAUUGGAGCAAGUAUAGCUGCCAACAGUGCACAAGACGAUACAGAAAGUUCUAAUCAACUACCCGAUACUGUUGAAGAUGUAACAAUGCAAGAGGGUGUUAAAGAAAGUGAAAUUGAUACGACAGUUCCGCCUGCACAAAUGGAAACGGAAGAUUUGACGGCAACUGCGACAACGACUACGGUAGGACCGCCUACCAUACCAGCUGUGGCGCUUGAAGAGCCUUUACAGCCGGCAACUGUUUUGCCACAAACAAUUGAUAUGGAAGCUGAUAUCUCACAACUGGAAGCACCAACAUUUACUACUAUUUCGCGCGGUCCACCCGAACCGAUGUUACGCCUCAAAUGGGAUCAUAAAGUAAACUUGAUCGGCGAAAAAGUGUUGAAUCCUAUGAUACACUGUUGCGAUCAAUGUGACAAACCGAUUUUAUUAUACGGUCGCAUGAUACCAUGUAAGCACGUAUUCUGCUUGAAAUGUGCACGUUCGGAACCAAUAAAGAUUUGUCCGCGCUGUAAUGAUAAGGUGUUGCGCGUUGAGCAAUCUGGCUUGGGCACAGUUUUUAUGUGUACACAUGGUGGUAGUCGUUAUGGCAAUACCGGUUGCAGACGUACAUAUUUGUCACAGCGCGAUCUACAAGCGCAUAUCAAUCAUAGACAUAUUACACAGCCAGCGGUAAUAGCACAACAACCACCACAAAUUAUACCUGCUAAUACUAUAAGUGGAGGCGUCAGUGAAUUAAAGACAUCAUCAUCAGCUGCUGAUGUGAAUAUGGAGACGGUAUUCAAGAGUGUUAGCGGCAAUGUACAACGAAAACUUUCGGAGUCGUCUAACAGUGCUACUACAAUACAAGCGCCAUCUGCUUUAUUAACACAACGACGUGCCACUACCAUAGGCAAUAUACCACCGCCCGGCUCCGUUAGCUCAACAUCCACACAAGGUUCUACACAUUCGCAUUCCUCCUUAACGCAGGCCAAUCUAGCGCGCAUUAACACAGCAAACGAACAAAAUUGUCAUCAAGGCAAAGUUGCAUUACAUCAGACAUUAAAGAAGACGCCUAUAACACAGUCGCAUCAUCAACCACCUGAAAGUGUAGCCGAUGCUUCCUAUUAUAGUAGCGUACUAAACUCCUUUGGCAGCAAUGAUGUCGAACAAAGUGGCGGUGGUAGUGGUAAUAUAACGUCAACAUCACAAACCAACUGUGCAACACAAAACACUUGGCAAUCAAAUCAGUACUAUAGAUGAAUGGUAAAUAUUAACAAAGAGCGUCUGGCAUUUGUGAUUGCAAUUAUGGCGAAGCAAUGAUAAUGCCACAUACAUACAUAUAUACGAAUAACUGAUGGUGACCAAUGAUGUUUGUUAUUUUUUAUAAGAAUUAGCGUUAAACACUAUCAGAUAAUCAUAAGACAAAAAAACUAUAUCGAUAUUACUUGAAUAAUAUCUAAAAAACAAUGACUGUAGCAGCUGUUGGCAAUUCAUGUAAUACCGUUCUUCGACUUUGUUUACGAAUAAAUAACGUUUGUCGUUCUAAUAGAAACAUCCAAAUCUCAAUAAA